Molecule: messenger RNA, 1074 nt
Organism: Orussus abietinus
Lineage: Eukaryota; Metazoa; Arthropoda; Insecta; Hymenoptera; Orussidae
Product: zinc metalloproteinase nas-13-like
Exons: 4
Coding region: 1-1074 (357 amino acids)
Biological process (GO): proteolysis
Molecular function (GO): zinc ion binding; metalloendopeptidase activity
Source: RefSeq, a predicted model, not a curated record
AUGGCGGUCUUAAAAUUCGCUUUGUUGGCGUGCUUGGUUUUGACAAUAGCCGAUGCCUUGCCUGCAAAACGGGCCGACGACGUGGUCAAUAAAGAAGAGUUGCUGGCUCAGUUGGAGCAUCUAGGAGGGGAUUUGUCCGGAGAGCCAAAGAUCAGUACGGGGUUGAAGGUAGAUAAUUGGACAGAAUACUCUGGGGUAAAUCCCGAAGAACUCGGCGAGUACUCAGGUGGCGAUAUCCUUUUCCCCGUGGAAGUCGAAGAACAGUCUGACGAUUUAACCGACGACGACGACAACGAAGAAUUGUUCGGCCACUUGGAGUAUCUGGGAUCAAAUCUGUAUGGGGAGCCAAAGAAUAGCACGGGUUUGAGGGUAGACAACUGGACCGAAGAAUCUGGGGUGAAUCCCGAAGAACUCGGCGAAUACGUCGAGGGCGACAUCCUUUUUCCGAUGGAAGUCAGUGCUCGAAAUGGUCUCAGGGCGCUCUCUUCAAGAUGGCCCGGUGGAAUCGUUUACUACAAAAUUAACUCGAAGUUCACUGCACAGGAACGUCAGGCAAUUUUGGCUGCCAUGGCCGACUACCACAUGUACACUUGUAUCCAGUUUAAACCAUACACAGGAGCAGAACCCGACUUUGUUAGGAUUAAGAAAGGAAGAUCAGGUUGCUGGAGUUCCGUUGGCAGAAAAACUGGAGGCCAAACAUUAAACCUUCAGACUCCUGCGUGUAUUCGGAAGAAGGGGACCAUCAUUCACGAACUCAUGCACACCCUCGGAUUCCUCCACGAACAAAGCAGAUUCGACCGAGACAACUACAUAACUGUUAACAAGAGCAACAUUUUGAAAAAACGUCUACACAAUUUCAAUGCUGCCACAAAUCAAACCACACAAGAUUUUGGAGUGAGCUAUGACUACGAUAGCGUGAUGCAUUAUUCUCGGACAGCUUUUUCCAAAAAUGGUCUUGCAACCCUGGUUCCGAAGCCAAACCCAAAUAUUCAAAUCGGCCAGCGUAUCGGAUUCAGUCCAAAGGAUAUUUCGAAGAUCAACAAAAUGUAUAAGUGCAACGUGCAAACGCCCUAA